Molecule: messenger RNA, 1197 nt
Organism: Lasiodiplodia theobromae
Lineage: Eukaryota; Fungi; Ascomycota; Dothideomycetes; Botryosphaeriales; Botryosphaeriaceae
Exons: 1
Coding region: 1-1197 (398 amino acids)
Source: RefSeq, a predicted model, not a curated record
AUGUGGGACUUCACCAUGCCGGACGGCCGCCGCGUUCUUGGCCAGCCUCCCUCGCCUCCUCCAUUCUCCACCGGUUACCGCUCACCCGGGGUUCUGCUCGCCUCGGACAUUCAUGGUCCGUACGCUGCCGGCUACUACACUUACGAUCGUACUGUCCAGCCUCCUCAGUACACGUACCAUCCCGACUAUCGCCAUCUCCGUCGUCAGCCCACCACCUGCAACACGGAUCUUCCUGAUCGGUCCGGCAGUUUCGACAACGCUGAGAAGAGCUUUCACCGUGAUGUUGGCCAGGGCAAUGGAGGUUCCUCCGGCAUGCGCAAUGGUGAUGUCGAAGUGGUGCGUAGUACUUUGGAAGACAAUGACCCCGUGUCCGCUCACAAUGCUUUCCAGAACAGCAAGCCGGCGAGCUUUGAGGUCGCCAACCCUGGUGAUUCCGAACUGCGCUACCAGAGCAAUGUCCAUCCAAGCACCGACAGCUCUGUCCGCAAGGAUCCUCCGAGGAAGCCCAAGUUCACCACGUUCCAGGCCACAAAGAAGAAGGUCGAUCCCACCAACCGUCUGCCAAAGGACACCGACUUCAGCAAGGCCAAGCGCAAGACUUCUGACUUGGUGGGAGGCGACUAUUCCGGUUGGGCUGCCACAGGUGCUCCUCGUCCAGAUGCAUUUGUCUUUAACGCGCUCUUGGGGGAGGUGAGAAUGAUGGAGAGUGAGUUGGGCGUGCCUGACAAGAAGACGGGCUUUCUGAGCGGAGUGAUGACGAGCACCAAGCCCAAUGAGGGACAUCUGCCUGGCACCGAGAAGGUGGGCAAGGUGGGCAAGUGUCAAGGCAACCAGAGCACGCCCGGUGCUGCUUCUAACGAACGCGAGAAGUUCCGAACCACGAUUCGCCCUACUGCUUCCACCAACGAUGGUUCGGUGUAUCUUGACCAGAACAAGUUCAACAGCAAGAUGAGGGAGGAUAUCAGGAAGCUUGGCUACAGCAGCCCGGCAGAGCUGUGGAGCGGCUCCGGCGAUGAGCCUCUGUCGAAGCGCCUGGGUCAGUUGGCGGUGCUGUCAAAGAUGUUCGAGGAGUUUCUCUCUGUGUAUGUCGAGGGCAGCGAGGCGCAGAGGAUGGUCAUGCGCGAUGCUAUGAAGACGAUGGCUCAGAGUGCCUUCCGUGAGCGCGUGGAUGGGCUCACCUUCUCUCCAGUCGAGUAA